AUGGCAGCACAGAGAACUGCUCCUCAGCUUGUGCCGCUGCUGUCUGUAGCUGUGGCUGGUCGCCAAGCAGCCACGCACCUUCUCACGAGAAGACGUGGAAGCUGCAACGGUUCAGGCUGGCAUGCGGUGGCCACGGCAUUUGCCGGCACUUCGUUGCGCUUGGCAUGGCGCUACGGCACGACAGCUAUGGGCAAGCAUCCCAGCGUUCGGCGAGCUGGCACGGCGGUCGAGCGGCACCUGACGCGGCUGCCAGGUACUCGGCAGGCAGAGGAUCUAAGGAUGCCGCCUUCGUUGUCACAGCCCGUGCUGGAGCUUCGUCAAAGCUUCCGCUGUGCACCCCCGGGCCUUGUGCAAGCCCUGGCAGACGUGCUGGGCCUUCCGCGACAAGCCGAAUUGCUGGCCCUGGCCCUUGGCGAAGAUGCGGAGAAGGUGCUGACCAGCAUGGCCAAGCAGCGGGCAGAGGCGAUCGCUUCUGGAGACCGUAGCAUCGCAGUGGGACCGGAUCGACUACUGGACGCGACCUGGGCUUUGGCAGGAGAAGCUGAGCUCGCCGAAAAGCUUUCCGAGAUUUUCUCUGCAUACCUGAUGGAGAUCCUGCAGAUUGCGCGCGUGUCCGUCGCUUUCCAAGAGAUGAGCGUCCCUGUCGCGGACUGGCGGCAUGCUUGGGCUGACGCGGUGGUCACGAAAAAGCACGUCGCAGAGCUGUGGGCCGGGUCCGGGCAACUGGGCGUCGGCUUCACGACGCUGGAUGCGGUCAGUCCGGAGCUGGCAAUGCGUGCCCGUGCCGAACUUGAGACCAUGGCGGCCCAGGGCGCGCUUUCCGACUUCUCGCAGAGCACUUGCAACCCUGGCUCUCAGCACCUGUGGCUUCGCUUCGCGUCACCAGAGGAGCGGCAGGACCUGCAGCGCCGUGCGCCUGCUCUUCUGGAGCUUGGUGAAGCACUGUCCGGCUUGCCUGGUGCACUCCAGCGCGUGGCACAGGCUGCGGGUAUCCAUGCACCUGCCAUGCGGCUUUUCCCGUCGCUAAUGGCAGCAACCUACGGCCCGGGCUCCCACUACGUCCCGCAUCAGGACAAAUAUAGUGGAGGCAGUGCUGGGUUUGAGAACACACGCAUGCUCACCAUUCUUUGCUACCUGAACCCAGACUGGCAGCCUGGCGAUGGUGGUGAACUGAGGGUCCUGGCCACUCGAAAGGAGCCGUCGGAUCAGCCUGGACCUGGCAGCCGUGUGCCGGAGCUUUUGCGCAUCUCGGCGGACCAUUCCGAGUCCACCGCAUCCACAGCUUGCGACAGCGAGACCUUCGUGGACAUUCCUCCGCUUUUGGGUCGGAUCGUCAUGUUUCAGUCGCGAGAGGUCUGGCAUGGCAUACAAGCAUCAAAAGCUGCCCGGCGCUGGGCGGUGACCCUUUGGCUCUUAGCUGGCUCGGACUAG
Molecule: messenger RNA, 1431 nt
Organism: Symbiodinium necroappetens
Lineage: Eukaryota; Dinophyceae; Suessiales; Symbiodiniaceae
Source: the annotation of a GenBank genome assembly